Molecule: messenger RNA, 1182 nt
Organism: Stereum hirsutum FP-91666 SS1
Lineage: Eukaryota; Fungi; Basidiomycota; Agaricomycetes; Russulales; Stereaceae
Product: FMN-linked oxidoreductase
Exons: 6
Coding region: 1-1182 (393 amino acids)
Molecular function (GO): NADPH dehydrogenase activity; FMN binding
Source: RefSeq, a predicted model, not a curated record
AUGUCUUCCGCUUCGUCGUCCAAACUCUUUCAGCCCAUCAAAUUCGGCGAUGUUACUCUGCAACAUCGAGUUGUCAUGGCUCCUUUGACCCGUUUCAGGGCUAACGAGAGGCAUGCGCAUACUGAGCUCGGUGUCGAGUAUUACACUCAACGUGCCAGUGUCCCUGGAACUCUCAUCAUUACGGAGGCCACAUUUAUCUCCCCCCAGGCAGGAGGAUACGCUCAUGUUCCUGGGAUUUGGUCGGAAGAGCAGAUCGUUGCUUGGAAGAAGAUCACCGACGCGAUCCACGCCAAAGGCAGCUACGUUGUCAUGCAACUCUGGGCUCUCGGACGCGCCGCCGACCCCUCCCAACUCACCUCCGAGGAUCCCUCAUACACCUACCACUCGUCAUCCGACAUCCGUCUCGACGACCGGCCAGCAGACUCUCCCGCCCCUGUACCGCUCACCAUCCCCCAAAUCCAGCAAUUCAUCCAAUGGUACGCUACUGCCGCGUCCAACGCCGUGCACAAGGCCGGAUUCGAUGGCGUCGAGAUUCACGGCGCGCAUGGGUACCUGAUCGAUCAGUUCACCCAGGAUACCUGCAAUAAGAGGACGGAUGCGUAUGGUGGGAGUGUGGAGGGGAGGACGAGGUUCGGGUUGGAAGUCGUGGAUGCGGUUGUGGCCGCGGUCGGUGCGGAGAAGGUCGGGAUCAGGUUGAGUCCUUGGUCGCCUUGGCAGGGAAUGCGUAUGACCGACCCUGUUCCCACGUUCACCCAUCUCGUCCAAACCAUCAAGAAUAAGCACCCCAAGUUCGGCUACAUCCACGCCGUCGAACCACGUCUGGCAGGUAUCGCCGACCGUGAUCCCACGGCCGAAGAAUCGAACGACUUUCUUCGUAAGAUCUGGGGCGAAGGUCUUUACUUGGCCGCUGGUGGUUUCACUCGCGAAGACGCCAUCAACACUGCGGACACGAAGGGCGGCCUCGUCGUCUUUGGGAGGUACUUCAUCUCCAACCCCGACCUACCCCGCCGGAUCCGCGACAACAUCCCGUUCACGAAGUAUGACCGCAGCACUUUCUACGUCGACAAACCUACACCGAAGGGAUACACCGACUACGCAUUCGCUGAGGAGACGGCGGGUGAGAAGAAGGAUGCAGAUGCUAAGUAUCCCAUCGACGGGUCUGAGGCGAAAUACUCUGCAUGA